Messenger RNA from Oncorhynchus tshawytscha (Chinook salmon), 6550 nucleotides. RefSeq names its product pleckstrin homology domain containing, family H (with MyTH4 domain) member 1 (gene plekhh1). The record is from RefSeq and is a predicted model, not a curated record. Gene Ontology annotation, cellular component: cytoskeleton. The transcript has 31 exons. Lineage: Eukaryota; Metazoa; Chordata; Actinopteri; Salmoniformes; Salmonidae. Bases 383 to 4777 code for a protein of 1464 amino acids.
GAUCCUGCAUUUGGCCCUUUAAAGGAAUAAGGGAUGCAUUUAGGGACUGGAGAAUCGGGAUCCACGGCACGGUGACACAGUCCCCUGAACUCUCUCAGUCUCUCUACGUGCAUGAGAGACACGGACACCCGGGGUUAUACCGGACGAUACUACAGCAUGAAACGUUGAAAGAAGAGGAAUAAGUAGGCUAGGAAUACAGUCAGAGAGAGAGUGUUAAUUGCAGCGUGAUGUGAUUUACCAGGGCGAGUUUACUAGGCUACAAGAGAGGCAAGAGAGAGCGAGAGGGAGCGGACUGACUGCAGGACUACAAAGUCACAAGGUCCGGGUCAGUCGGUCGGCUACCAGUCUGCGAGUUCUGUCCGUCUGUCGGUCAGCGGUCAAGAUGGCGGACGUCUUGGAGAGUGGCGGGGCGGGAGCAGGCUCUGUAGGAGGAGCCGGCAGCGUGGAUUGGCAGAAGCAUUGCGUUGCCUUGGAGAUGCAGCUGCUCAGGUUCCGUCUGCAGGCGGGGAAGAUCCGAGAGCUGCUGGCUGAGAAGAUGCAAGAGCUGGAGCAGAGGGUUACAGAGUCUGACCAACGGGCUGAGAGCGCUGAGAAACGGGUCCAUGUCAUGGAAGAGAAGCUGAAAUCUGCAAACAUGCUACAACCCAGCGAAUCAGAGAACUCGUUGUACAGAAGGUACCAGGAGCUGACCAAUCAGGUGCAGGAGAAAGAUGCCGUGAUAAAGAGAUUAGAGGUGCAGCUGGAAAAACAGAUCUUAGUCAGAGCCCAGGAGGCUAAGAUCAUUGAGGAGAAGGCUGCUAAAAUCAAAGACUGGGUUACAUUCAAGCUACGAGAGAUGGAGAUUGAGAACCAGCAACUGAAGGUGUCCAACCUGAAGCAGGCAGAACAGAUCAUGAUGCUGCAGGACAAACUCCAAGCUAUCUUGGAGAACCCUUCAUCUCCUGGACCACCCACCUCUCCUUCCACAGACACCCACCAGGUACCCUGCAGCCCCUUAUAUCCCCCAAGAUGUCCAGGGACCCCGCCUGUCCAGGAGGAGACAAGCUGGGGAAGACAGACAGGCAUAGGGGACAGGUCAGAGCAGCCCUGUAAACGGAGCGGUGACCGAGGGGACAGAGACACAACAGGCCACUGCACAGUGACAGUAACCCUGUCAAACACUCCCUGUCUGGGCAGCAGGGGCAGGGAGACUAGGGCUGGACCUGGUAGUCCUGUUCCAACCACUCGAGGUCAAGACCAACCACUAGGUGGUGCUACUCCCAGAGACCACUCCUCGGACGAGCUCAGCAGCAAGUUCCGCUCCCAAAGUCUCCGCUCCUCCUCCUCUUCCUCCUCUUCCUCUUCCUCCACCUAUGAAACAACCCACGGGGGUCCCAGUAUCCCUGACACCCCUACCCCCACCUCCACCCCUAAAAGCCCUCUCCUCUGCCGUUCUCCGUCUAACUCCCACCCCUUCCAGACCACCGCCCAGACCCUGGCUCUACCCUCCCAUACUGGGACCAGCAUGACCUUACCCAAGUUGCGGACGCCCCUGACCCCCCGCGAUAGCGUCCAGCUGGUGAAGAAACACUACAGCCAGCCCCAGCCUGGAGGUCUGGACCGGCUGCACCACAUCAAUGUCCCCAUAAACAUGAUGGCCUCCAGCACCCAGAGCCCUGUGUCCCCUUCCAACUGCAAUCAUGUCCUGGAAGAGACAGACAUAGAUGACGGGCUGCCUGACGGUAUGGAGGGGGUGGUGGAGGGGGCCGGGGACAAAGGUCCUCCCAAGGAACAAGUGUUUGUUAGGUUGGCUGAGGAUCUGGAACUGCUGGAUCCAGAUGUCCUGAAACCCCCCACCCCUCCUCUCCACCGGUUCCCUUCCUGGGAGAGUCGUAUCUAUGCUGUGGCCAAGUCGGGGAUGAGAGUAUCAGAGGCGACUGCAGGAGCCAGAGGUCCUGGACGAGGAUCCAGCUUACCGCAGUACCCCUCCACAGGACCGUUCACUCACCUGAUUUACAAGAAUAUCAGUGUGCCCGUGUAUACCACACUCAAAGGGAAAGCCACUCAGAUCAGCAGUGUGCCCCUGCAUGAUGAUGACUCCGGUUCGGAGGACGACAGUGGCUCUCUGGCCAGCCUCAGGACCUCCACCCUUGGCCCAGACAGGAAGGGAAGCACCCCUGGGAGCCCCCGCGCCGUCAAGAGGGGUGUGUCCAUGUCGUCCAUCAGCUCUGAGAGUGACUACGCCAUCCCACCUGAUGCCUACUCCCUGGACUCUGACUACUCUGAGCCGGAGCACAAAGUCCAGAGAACAUCCUCAUACUCCUGUGAGAGCCUGCGAGAGCCCGAGAUGCUGGAGAAGUCAGGGUACCUGCUGAAGAUGGGCAGUCAGGUGAAGGCUUGGAAAAGACGCUGGUUCAUCCUGAGGAACGGAGAGAUACUCUACUACAAGUCUCCUAGCGACGUUAUACGGAAGCCUCAGGGUCAGAUGGAGCUGAACUCUUCCUGCAGGAUCGUCCGUGGAGAAGGAGCACAGACAUUCCAGUUGAUAACGGAGAAGAAGACGUUCUACCUGACGGCUGACUCUCCCAACAUCUUAGAGGAGUGGAUCAGAGUUCUACAGAACAUUCUCAAGGUCCAGGCCAGCAGCCCCGUCCCAAUGGAGACCACUGCAGCCAAACCUACCGUGAGGGGCUGGCUCACUAAGGUGAAGCAUGGUCACUCUAAGCUGAUGUGGUGUUCUCUGGUCAGCAAGGUGUUUUAUUACUACAGGAACCAGGAUGACAAGCUCCCCCUAGGCCAGCUGCGGAUGCGCGAGGCGGCGGUGGAGGAGGUGGACAGGUCAUGUGACUCGGACGAGGACUACGAGGCCAGUGGGCGUGGCUUCUUGUCAUCCCACUGUACCCUAGUGGUGCACCCCAGAGAGCAGAGCCCCACCUACCUGCUCAUAGGCACCAAGCAAGAGAAGGACACCUGGCUGUAUCAUUUGGCGGUGGCAGCGGGCAGCAGUGCCAGCUUCAAGGUGGGCACAGAGUACGAGCAGUUAGUCGGGAACCUGCUGGACGUAGAGGGUGACCCAGACUCUGCGUUGUGGAGGAGUGAGUCUCUAUGUUUCUGUAAAGACGGCCUGCGCUCCCCUCUCACCACUCUACCCUCUGAAGCUCUGCAGACUGAAGCCCUCAAACUCUUCAAGUCCUGUCAGCUAUUCAUCAACGUGCUGGUAGAGUCUCCCUCCAUCGACUACCACACAUCCCUUGCCCAGAAUGCAUUGCAGGUGUGCCUGACGCACUCCGAGCUCCAGAACGAGAUGUACUGUCAGCUGAUCAAGCAGACCAACCGACGCACGCCACACAACUACUCCCUCACUCAGUGCUGGCAGCUGUUGUCUGUGUGUGUGGCUCUCUUUCUGCCUCAGCAACACUUCCUGUGGUACCUCAGACAGUAUCUGCAGCGUCAUGCAGACCCCAAGAGUGAGGUGGGGAAGUAUGCAGUGUACUGCCAGAGGUCUGUGGAGCGUACCCUACAGAACGGGGAGCGAGAGGCCAAACCGUCACGUAUGGAGAUCCUGUCCAUCCUACUCAGGAAUCCCUACCACCACUCACUACCCUUCAGCAUUCCUGUCCACUUUAUGAACAACACCUACCAGGUUGUAGGCUUCGAUGGCUCCACUACGGUAGACGAGUUCCUGAGCACCCUGACCCAGAGGGUGGGCAUGAGGAAACCACACCUGUCUGGCUUCGCCCUCUUCACUGACGACCCCUCAGGGAAGGACCUGGAGCACUGCCUACAGCCCAGCGUCAAGAUCUGUGAUGUCAUCUCCAAGUGGGAACAGGCCCUGAAAGAGCUGCAUCCUGGGAAAUAUGAGGGGACACGCAUCGUCCGUUUGACAUACAAGAGCAGGUUGUGUUUCCGGGCUCAGGCUAAAGGGGAAAUGGACCGUGAGCGCCUCCUGCUGGCCUACCAGGUGAAUGACGAGGUCCACCAGGGACACUUCCCCGUCAACAAGGAGUUGGCUCUGGAAGUGGCUGCUCUCAUGGCUCAGGUAGAGCAUGGUGACCUGGACCGUCCGGCUCCCUUCUCCCCCAGCAGUAGCUCCUCUCCUCAGCCUAAAGCCCAACAGAUCUCCCCUAGCUGCAACUCUCCUCAGCCCAAAACCCAACAGAUCCUCGUACAGGCCCUGGAGCGCUUCUACCCCAAACGCUACAAACAGGACUGCAGCAUGGACCAAUUCAGAGACCUAUCAGAGUGCCUGGCCACUAAGUGGUCAGUCCUGCGUGGCUGCAGUGCCUCAGAGUGUGUAAGAAUCUACUUGACCGUCGCUAGGAAGUGGCCGUUGUUCGGUGCCAAGCUCUUCAGUGCUAAGCCUAUACCUCCCUCGUCUGUGGAGCAGUCCCAGGUUUGGCUAGCCGUCAAUGAGGAUGGACUGUGUGUGCUUGACUAUACCAUGCACCUUCUGGUCAUGUACUCCUACCAAUCAGUGAUCACCUUUGGCGGUUGCCGUGACGACCUGAUGGUGGUAGUGAGCCAGACCAAAGAGCAGGGUGGAGGGAAGAAGAGUGUGGAGAAACUGGUCUUCGCUAUGGCUAAACCCAAGAUCCUGGAGUUGACUCUGUUAAUGGCCAGCUAUAUUAACUACUGGACCCCCAUCCUCCCUGGGGCCCAGAACCAGUCCCCAGGACCCUGCUCCCCUCUGGGGCCCCGUGGAGCUGGGGCUGAGGCUGAGGUCAGGAAGAUGUGGGACAUGGAUAGCAGACACUUUCCCUCCAUGACCUACACAACCAAAGGACCCACUCUACUGUGAAUACAGAAACAACAAUCAACCCCCUGUUCCAGUGCAUCUCUGGGAAAACAUGGUCAUGUUCCUUAGCCAAUGAAUGGAAGAAAACUGACUGAAACAAGGAGGAUCUAUACCUGGACAUGUCAAAUAAGAAAUGCUCACUUUUGUUUUCCAUUUCAAAUGGUUUUGCGACAGUGUACCCUACUGAACAUGAUCCAGGACUGAGAAACUACAGGGUAUUGUGGGAGUUGUGGUACAGAAGAUAUUUAGCUCCACAUACAUUACGUUACACCUGAAAAUGGCCAUUGUUUUAUUUUGCCCUCAUUCCCUCUGGCCAGGAGUGAAUUCUGUUGCAUAUACACAUGACAUGUAUUUUUAACCAUGAUGAAUGGGAGAUGGUUGUUUGUGGAAGGGGACCAUAGAUAAAAGGGGUAACAGUUGGUCGGAAGAAGUGGGAGAGGAUAUCGUUUGUGGUUCAUAUGAAGAUGUCGCUCUUCGAAUGUCUGUGUUUUAGUCUUUAGAUUGUUGUGUUUAUUCCUGUAACAAGAGUGUUCACCUCUGCUUAAUUUACAAAAAAUAUGCUCACGUUUGCGGACUAUUUAAAAAACAAUUGAGCCUUGAAAAAUGAGAUUUACAGUGUGGGAUCAGUAUAAAGGACCAACACACACAACUUGUUGACCUUGGUAGUCUGGCCAUUAGCUAUACAAUGAGAAAUAAUAAGCUUCUCCCUCUUCAUUUAAACCUUAACUCUCCCACACCCCCACCCUUGUCUGUUCCAGAGAGUGUAUGCCAAAUGGCACCCUAUCCCCUUCAUAGUCCACUACAUGCAACGCAUCCACUGUCUUUUGUUUAAGGGGAAAAAGCUGUUUUAAAAAAAAGAGGAAAAUACUGUUGAUUUCUUCUGGCUCUUUGGUACCUAAUAUGGAUUUGACUAACGUUAUUUAACAUUAAACCAGUACAAAAUAAUUAUAAUAUUCAAGAAAUCAAAUUGUACUUGAUUUUUUUCAUUCAAAGAAUUGAACAAAAUGUCUGACUUUUAUAGAAAACACCAGGCCAGGGCCUGAGGAGGAACCAUCAAAGCUCUAUAACGUAUAAUACAAGUGAUGAUUGUACCAUUCUGACCAAGCAAUGUUUUUAGAACCAUUUUGACCACAUAAUGGUUAUCAAUAUUUUUUUUAAAAGAUUAUAGUGAAGAAUAGAAAUAGAGAUGGAAUACAAUGUGUGAUGUGUCUGUAAGAUGUAUGAACUCAUUGGGUGGCAUGUUCCUACUGAAGAAGCAGCAGCUGUUCUUCCUGGGGUCCACACAAAACGUAGAACGUGACAUAAUACAGAACACUAAUGGACAGGCACAGCAACACCAAAUUGAAACGAACAACGCUACGACAAUACAAUGGAAGGUCGUGAGAACACAGCCAGGCAGGACGGAUUACAUGGAGAGGUCCAACCACAUACGACUGGUACGAUUACAGAUAUUCAAAUGUUAUUAGUGACUUGAAUUGUUUUGGAUCAAACCACUUGUUUUUUGUAUUUAUUUCAUUUUUGGCAUUUUGUGGCUUUUUUUGUAUGCUGUAAAUUAUGUUUGGCAGAACGGUAAGGUUUUCAACUGAAACAUUCAAAACUGACAAUGACUUUGUUUGUCGAAAGUAGCUGAAUAGUUUAACUUGACAGUUUUACACUGUAUGAAUGCAGUAUGAUUUGCGAAUUAGGGAUGUUAAGUCAAUGAAACAGAUUUAUAUACGAUGUGCUUAGCUGUUAUUGAGAUCCUGUGUUUUAAAAUCAAAUAAACUGUACAAUCUA